ACAUCGCUAGCACAGACAGAUAAAGAUAACAUCACUAGUAGGAAAAAGCCACGACAGCACACAGCAGUUUAAGUCAGUGCUCUGUGUAGCAAGCAGCGAGACGAUUCAUUGAAGCGAUUCACACUGUAGUAGUAGUAGUAGUAGUGUGUGUUUAAAGGCUCCUGGUUUCACCUCUGAAGGACAUACGCUGACACUCUGAAGAUGCAGCUCAGCCUGGUUUUGACCAGUUUUGUCUGUUUGAUCGCGUGGAUUAAUUUGGGCCAUACAACGUUUGCUCAUGGACGGGUGUCAGACUGUUGUCUCCAGUGGUCCCGCACCAAACUUCAUCCCAAACAAAUUAAGGAUUACACCAUCCAGUCUGAAGGCGUCUGUCCCAUCAAGGCAGUAGUGUUUCUGACGGUUCGUGGAAAGAUAGUUUGCUCCAAUCCAGAGAUUAGCUGGGUAAAAGACGCAAUUCUGAAGGUGGACGGGGCGAGAAUAUCUGGCAAAGCGUCAACGGUUGGCAUGACACCAGCACCAUCCAUGACUUCAGAAAAUGAAGCAGCAUCAACAACUGACGUGACAACAACUCCAGCACCAUCGACGACAUCAGAAAAUGAAGCAACAUCAACAAGUGAUGUGACAACGACGGCGGCACCAUCGCCGACAUCAGAAAAUGAAGCAGCAUCAACAAGUGACGUGACAACAACGCCUACACCAUCGCCGACAUCAGAAAAUGAAGCAGCAUCAACAACUGACAUGACAACAAGGCCAGUACCAUUGACAACAUCAGCAAGCAGAAAAGCCCCUAAGAAAUACAGAUUGGGGAAAAGAUUGAGGAAAAUGAUCAGGAAAAUUAGGAGGAAAAAUAUGAGAAAAAGGCACCUGUGCAGAACCAUGAAAGAAUUAAGAAAGUGUUAUACUUCUUCUUCUUCCUCACCCUGCUGUACCUACAAACCUAUAAGAAAUGUGUAGAAAUAUAUAUAUAUAUAU
This is a messenger RNA of Mugil cephalus (flathead mullet), 972 nucleotides long. RefSeq names its product integumentary mucin C.1-like. Gene Ontology annotation, molecular function: chemokine activity; CCR chemokine receptor binding. The record is from RefSeq and is a predicted model, not a curated record. Gene Ontology annotation, cellular component: extracellular region. Gene Ontology annotation, biological process: lymphocyte chemotaxis; cellular response to type II interferon; inflammatory response. NCBI's taxonomy places the organism in Eukaryota, Metazoa, Chordata, Actinopteri, Mugiliformes, Mugilidae. The coding region runs from base 202 to 954 and encodes 250 amino acids. The transcript is spliced from 3 exons.